Messenger RNA from Coffea arabica (coffee), 579 nucleotides. NCBI's taxonomy places the organism in Eukaryota, Viridiplantae, Streptophyta, Magnoliopsida, Gentianales, Rubiaceae. The record is from RefSeq and is a predicted model, not a curated record.
AUGAAUCUUUCCGGCACCUUACCUCCACAAUUGGGGAACCUAUCAUUUCUUGUUUCGCUUGACAUGAGAAACAACAAUUUCCACGGAGAGAUGCCGCAUGCAAUUGCUCGUUUGCGCCGAUUAAAAGUACUUAAUUUGGGCAUCAACAAUCUCAAAGGAGAGUUACCCUGGUGGAUUGGUUCAUUUCCUAAACUUCGUCACUUGAAUCUUGGAAACAAUAGCUUCACUGGUCGUAUCCCAUCUUCCAUCUCUAACUUGUCAAAGCUAGAGACUAUAUAUCUUUCGUUCAACCCUCUGCAAGGAAACAUUCCCACGGGGAUUUUCAAUAUUUCCUCGCUGCAAAUCAUUCACCUUAUGGAUAAUGGCCUAUCCGGAGUUCUUCCAAGUGACAUGUGUUACCGUCUUCCUGGACUGAGUAUCCUUGACCUAUCAAUGAACAAGUUAAAUGGUCAAUUACCAUCAAGUGCUUUAGCCCAGUGUUCAGAACUUCAGGUGCUGUCUUUGUCUUUUUUUUUCUGCAACGGUAGAUUAUGUAUUGAUUGGCAAAAUAUACACUUAUAUGAGCAAAGGCUCAACUAG